Echinops telfairi (small Madagascar hedgehog) is the source of this 786-nucleotide messenger RNA. It is a transcript of the gene SNRNP25, whose product is annotated as small nuclear ribonucleoprotein U11/U12 subunit 25. NCBI's taxonomy places the organism in Eukaryota, Metazoa, Chordata, Mammalia, Afrosoricida, Tenrecidae. The transcript has 5 exons. The record is from RefSeq and is a predicted model, not a curated record. Gene Ontology annotation, biological process: mRNA splicing, via spliceosome. The coding region runs from base 144 to 515 and encodes 123 amino acids. Gene Ontology annotation, cellular component: U12-type spliceosomal complex.
CGCCGACUGCCCGGACCCAGAGCCCGGCGGCGGACGCGGACCUGGAGCGGGCAGAGGCCGCGGCGCGGCCCGAGGACGAUGAGGACGACGACGAGGCACUGCCGCACUCGGAGGUGGUGGACGUGUUCCAGGAGGGGCUCGCCAUGGUGGUGCAGGACCCGCUGCUCUGCGACCUGCCGAUCCAGGUUACUUUAGAAGAGGUCAACUCCCAGAUAGCGCUGGAGUACGGCCAGGCCAUGACAGUCCGCGUGUGCAAGAUGGACGGAGAGGUCAUGCCUGUGGUCGUGGUGCAGAAUGCCACGGUCCUGGACCUGAAGAAGGCCAUUCAGAGAUACAUGCAGCUCCGCCAGGAGCGAGAAGGCGGCAUCCGGCACAUCAGCUGGUCCUAUGUGUGGAGAACCUACCACCUGACCUUCACAGGAGAGAAGCUCACAGAGGACACGAAGCAGCUCCGAGAUUACGGCAUCCGGAAUCGGGAUGAAGUCUCCUUCAUCAAAAAACUGAGACAAAAGUGAACCCCCGCACCCCAACCCCUGCCAGGACAACAGAAGGAUGGGGGCUAAGCAGGUCACAGCGGGCUACUGCCCUGGGACUGCCUCCUUCAGACAGCAGGUUACGGCCUCCCCUGCAGGCUCUGCCUCCUCCACCUGACACAAUCAGCCCUCACGCUUCUCUUGUCCACUCGGCCUGACCCCCCACUCCCUCCCGAGACCUAAACCUGGCACCAUGUGGGCCCCACAGGGCUGUGGGUAUACCCUGUAUACAAAAUAAAUCUAUUUGGGUUUC